AUGGAAUUCAAUGUAACACCGACAACUGAUGAUUACUACUACUACUCGUUGACUGAUGAACCAGUACUGCUCGAGGAUGUGAUUGGGAACUUCCAUGGGAUUUUCUCUGCUGUCUGCUACAGCCUGAUCUUCUGUGUCAGCCUGGCUGGGAACAGCUUCCUCCUCUGGACCAUCCUGCGGCAGGAGGACCUGAGGCAGACGUCCAGCCUUCUGCUCCUGCACCUCACUGUGUCUGACCUCAUCUUCACCAUGCCGCUUCCAAUCUGGGCGGUGUAUCCCAUCCAUGGCUGGGUGAUGGGCGAGGUGGCAUGCAGGCUCCUGAGUGGCAUACUUUUCCUGGGCUACUACAGCUACAUGGCCUUCCUCACAGCCAUGACUGUGCACCGGUACAGGGCGGUUGUGCACGCCGUCACAGCGUCCUCCUUCAAGCCAAAUGUUCACCUUCUGAGUGGUGUGCUGUGGGUCUUCUGUUUGACCUUUAGUAUACCAGAGAUGGUGUUCUCAGAGACAGUGAAUGUAUAUGACUCUGUGCACUGCAUCCAGACCUACAUGCCAGAGUAUGUCAUGCAUGACAUUCAGAUUCCAAUUUUCUUCUUGUUGCCAUUUGCUGUCAUCACGUUUUGCUACUCGCGGAUGUGGUUUCGCAUUCGGCAAUGCAGGAUGAAGAAGAAGAACCAGGCAGUAAGGCUAAUCUUCUUCAUUGUGGUCGGUUUCUUUGUCUGUUGGGCACCAUUCAACAUCUUCCUCUUCCUCCAGUCGCUGAGCCUCCACGGCCUGAUUCCUGCCGAACUCAUAAACUCGGACGCCUCCGAUUACGCCUACACCGUGUCCCACACCCUGGCUUACUCCCACUGUUGCCUCAGCCCCAUCAUCCACAUCUUUGGUGCGGGAAAGUUCAGAGGACGCCUCUCUGGUAGCUUUCGGUGGCUGUCCAUUAGAGACAGGGCCCAGACUCUCAGCACACACACCCAUGAAACAGCACUCUCAACCUCUGGACCAACCUACAUUCGAUCAUCCCGCUCCAAUGGUCUACUCGUCUCACCCCAAAACUCUUACGCUCCGAUGGUGGAGUAAAUGCGGCAAACCUCCAUCCUCUAACAUUCCAAAAGAACUCUUCCUCGUCAUUGUCAGCGACACAGCAAGUCAGCGUUGCACUAUUAAAUGUUAGAUUGAUAACUAACAAGUGCUUAAUUUUAAAUGACAUUAUUGCGUCCCAUCACCUGGAGUUUUUAUUUGUGACUGAGACGUGACCUUUUGUAACUUGUUGAUAUCUGCCCUCACCAUUUCUACUCUGUAAGCUCCCCAAGGUCUUUUGUUCAUGGAGGUGGCCUCGCCACCAUCUUCAAUGACUCUCAAACUUUCACCUCAAUGACUCUUGACUUUCAAAUGUCGAUGUAUACAGUACCCACAAAUGUCUACUCCUCUUUUGAGGUGCAGCUUCUGUUGAUUAAUCUGUCUACUCCUGUCCUACAUGUAUGUGCUCUGGUGAACAGAUCUCCCAAAACAAGUUAUAUUUUUAUUCAGGAAUUUUCUGAUCUUUUGUCUGUCAUGGCCUCUCACUCUUAUAAGUUAUUGUUUUUAGGGGGUUUUAAUGUUCACAUACUGUAGUUCACACUGUCCAUCUAAGCCUAUGGUUACUGAGUUUUUAAGUAUUGUGGAGUCUUUUAAUUUAACUCACAUCCACCCCUUCCCUGUCUCAUUCUA
Messenger RNA from Alosa alosa (allis shad), 1704 nucleotides. It is a transcript of the gene xcr1b.3, whose product is annotated as chemokine (C motif) receptor 1b, duplicate 3. The coding region runs from base 1 to 1074 and encodes 357 amino acids. Gene Ontology annotation, cellular component: membrane. Gene Ontology annotation, molecular function: chemokine receptor activity. Gene Ontology annotation, biological process: immune response; chemotaxis; G protein-coupled receptor signaling pathway. The record is from RefSeq and is a predicted model, not a curated record. NCBI's taxonomy places the organism in Eukaryota, Metazoa, Chordata, Actinopteri, Clupeiformes, Clupeidae. The transcript has a single exon.